CAGCGAUCGAAAGCCAGAGGGGUUAUUUUGCUUCCCUCAACACAAAAGGCACUUUUCUCUCUCUCGGUGUCGGUGUGUGCGGACGCGUUUUCUGGCUGCGAAGACGUGCUAACAACAAACCGUAGUGUAGAGUGAUUUUGGCGCAAGGAGCAGUGUUCGCCGCCCUGCGCGUUGGUGUGGUUGUGUAGAACGUGUGCGUGUGUGUGUAGAACCCAACAAUAAACCAACGGCAAAAAGUGUUCGGGGGGUGAGGUGUACCAAAGUGCAACAAACGCGAAAGAAUCGACUCAUUUCGCCUACUAUUACCCUACGUUCUUUCGUGUGAGUGUGCUUGUCGGUGUGCGUGUGUGUGUGUUCAGUGUUUUGUGUCAGCUGUCAGGUUUUAAAGCAGGCGCCUGGCGGGUCCGCUUAGCGUGAACAGCGACGCGAAAUUGGAUUGUGGCGUCGCGUAAACAGUGCUGAGACCACAGAGACGCACAUACACGUGUGAGUGUGUGUGUGUGUAUACGCACAUACAGAGAGCAACGCCGUUCGUCAUCACCUCCUCCUCGUGGUCGCCGCCGUCAACCAUAAAAGACAUUUCACCUCAUCUAUCUUCCGUGUUUUGCCCCUGAACCGAUCCAAUGGUACAGCAGUGCAGCAGUGGUAAGCCACCGUCACGGUGGUGGCGGUUGUCCUAAUGUCCUGCCGGAGGGAUAACGCCACCGCCAUUCGGCGGUUCCUAACGCUUCAGGAGCCGAAAGCGAACCACUUUCGUCGUCCCGAAUGUCGAUGUAACCAGCACAGUCCAGCACCGAUAUUAUUGCACACGAGCGAAAGUGGGACGAAAUAAGCAGGAGAGGAGUAGAAUAAAAUUAUUGUAGCGAAAUUUCGGUGUGCACGAGUCGAAUGGAAGAAAAGUAGCUCUCGAGGCUUAGAUAGGUUUAUAAACAAUCUAUCCCUGCGUUAUUAAGCUAUAUAGAGCGCAUCAUAUACACACACACACAAACACAAACCCAGCGCAUUCGAUUGCGAAGUUCGGAACAGAAUUUCUAGGCCGAAACAAGAAAUCAACAAACUGCGCGCAGUGCGAUGGCUUCCGAUCAGAAGGAUGUCCUCGCGGGACUUAACCUUUCCAAGCUGUCAGUACAAUCGCCUGCGGCCCGCCUGAAAGAGCUGGAAAGCCUUAUCCUCGACCAGGUCACCGGUAGCAGCGGUACAAACAACAACUUCAGCAGCAAUGGCAGCAACGGAACGACCACCGCGAACAACACCACCACCACCACCAGCAGCCCGCUGUUUGGUACGAUCCUUAGCGGGGUGGUGGCCGCCGCCGGUCUGUCGGCGGAAAAGUUCCUGUCGGUGGAAACGAUGCUCGACUGUCUGGUGGUGCUGUACGACGAGUGCUGCAAUUCGUCACUGCGCCGCGAGAAGACCGUGUCGGACUUUAUCGAGCUGAUGAAGUCGGUCGUGCAGAGCGUGAAGCAGCUGCGGCUGUCCCGGGACGACUUUGAGGUGCUGAAGGUGAUCGGACGCGGCGCGUUCGGCGAGGUGUGCGUCGUGCGGAUGCAUCACACUAGUCAGAUCUAUGCGAUGAAGAUACUGAACAAAUGGGAAAUGUUGAAGCGUGCCGAAACGGCCUGCUUCCGGGAAGAGCGCGAUGUGCUGGUCUUCGGUGACCGGCGAUGGAUAACGAAUCUACAUUACGCUUUCCAGGAUGACAUCAAUUUGUACCUCAUAAUGGAUUACUACUGUGGUGGUGAUUUGCUGACGUUGCUGAGCAAGUUCGAGGACCGGCUGCCGGAAGACAUGGCCCGGUUCUACAUCGCCGAAAUGGUACUAGCGAUACACAGUAUCCACGAGCUGAAGUACGUGCACCGGGACAUCAAGCCGGACAACAUCGUGCUCGAUGCGAGCGGCCACGUACGGUUGGCCGACUUCGGCUCGUGCUUGCGGCUCGGCCCGCAAGGCACGGUACAGUCGAACGUUGCCGUCGGCACGCCCGACUACAUCUCGCCCGAGAUACUGCGCGCGAUGGAGGACGGCCAGGGUAAGUACGGGCCCGAGUGUGACUGGUGGUCGCUCGGCGUCUGCAUGUACGAGAUGCUGUUCGGCGAGACGCCGUUCUACGCGGAAAGUCUGGUGGAAACGUACGGCAAAAUAAUGAACCACAAAAACUCGUUCGACUUCCCGAACGACGACGACGAGUUCGGGGUGAGCGAGCAGGCCAAGGAUCUGAUCCGGCGGCUGAUCUGCGCCCCGGAGUACCGGCUCGGCCAGAACGGUAUCGACGAUUUCAAGGCGCACCCGUGGUUCGAGGGCAUCAGCUGGGACACGAUACGGAACGGGCAGGCACCGUACAUCCCGGAGGUUUCUAGUCCAACCGACACGUCCAACUUCGACGUGGACGACACGGACAUCAAGCUGUCCGAUGCGGUGCCGCCCACGACGAACCCUGCCUUCUCCGGGCACCAUCUGCCGUUCGUGGGCUUCACGUUCACCAAGGACAGCUCGCUGUCGGACGUGGGCCGACUGUCGCGUGCCAUCACGAGUACGAACAGCGCCAGCCAACCGUUGCCACCGUUGAAGCUGGAAAAGCACGGCUCGGAGGAGAAGCAACGCCUCAGCCCGGACAGCACGCGGAAGCUGCAGGACGAAAUCAACAUCCUGACCAAGCGCAACUGCGAGCUGGAGAGCCAGAUCAAGAGCUUCGAGCGGGUCGGUGCCAUGUCGGUGGGGACGGCCGCCGCCGGCGACUCGGUCGACGGCCAGGUCGACGCAAAGAUCAAGGAGAACGAAAAGAUGAUCCGUCUGCUGCGGCAGGAGAAGGAAGACCUGGCGAAGGAGCACCAGGACGCGCUCGAUCGGCUAAAGCAGCAGGACAAGGAGCUGAAGGAUGCGCUGGAGCAGCGCAAACUGGCGAUGGCCGAGUACACGGAGGUCACGGACAAGCUUUCCGAUCUGCGCCAGCAGAAGCAGAAGCUCUCGCGGCAGGUACGCGACAAGGAGGAGGAGCUGGAGGUGACGAUGCAGAAGGUGGACACGCUGCGCAGCGAGCUGCGCAAGACGGACAAGCUGCGCCGGGAGCAGGACGCUCGCAUACAGGAUCUGAUCUCGGAGCUGAACCGGGAGCGGCAGCAGCGUGAGCGGUCGGAGGAGUGCUACCGGCAGCUGCAGAUGGAGGCGCGCAGCCGCAGCUCGUCCGAGCUCGGCUCGUCCAACUCGCUCGGCAUCUCGUCGUCCGAUUCGAUCCGGCUCGAGAUCGACCGGCUGGAGGUGGAGUACAGCGAGAAGAUCAAUCAGCAGCAGACCCGCUACAACAUCGAAAUAUCGGCCCUAAGGGACCAGCUGAACGAGGCGGACAACCAUCGGGAGAUGCUGCAGCGCGAGCUGCAGCAGGCGCGCGAAAAGCUCGACUCGAGCCGGCUCGAAUCGCUCACCGACUCGGAGGAAACGAUUCUCGAGCUGCGCAAGCGGCACGAGCGCGAGAAGAAGAUCCUGCUCGACGAUAACCGCAAGCUGAUCACCGAUCUCGAGAUGAUCAGCGAGUCUAACCGCCGUCUGACGGCCGAACGGCUGCAAAUGGAAAGCGAAUAUGAGGACCUAAGAAAUAGACGCCAAGCAUUCAGCCAAUGGGAACGUCAGAUAGCGGAGAUCAUUCAGUGGGUAUCGGACGAGAAGGAUGCGCGCGGUUACCUUCAGGCGCUCGCGACCAAGAUGACCGAGGAGCUCGAGUACCUGAAGCACACCGGGCCGCUCAACCACAAUGCGAGCGACAACAAGAACUGGCGCAACCGUCGGUCGCAGAAGCUCGACAAGAUGGAACUGCUCAAUCUGCAGAGCUCGCUGCAGAACGAAAUCCAGGCGAAGGCUGUCAUUUCGGAAGAGCUUACGCGCACCAGAACUGAUCUCGUGGCGGCUCAAAAGGACCUGCGAGAGACGCGCCAGAUCUGCGAAUCGAUUGGCAGUGAGCUGAAGCGCAAGGAAAGCGUGAUCAAGGAACUACAGCAGCGGCUUGAAUCCAACGAAGGAUUCCUCGAGAGGCCCUCGUCGCAGAUGUCCUAUCUGGAUCACUUUUUGAAGGAGUCUGGAGGCGUUGGAAGCGGUGGUGGCGGCAGCGGCGGUGGCGGUGGCGGCUCCAGCUCAACGACGCACACCAACUCAACGUUGGCCAUCAACAUGCCACCAGCAACGGCAACCGGAUCGAGCAGUAGCACUGUUGCACCGCACCGCAAAAGCAGUAGCGGUAGCCAGCACGUAAACACUUCCACCAGUUCCUCCUCGAACAAUCUCACCUCCACGAAUGCACCGCACCUGAACCAAACCCAUAAUCAAAGCCUUUCCUCACUACACACACAACAAUUACACCACCAACAGGUGCACCAGCAGCAGCAGCAGAGCCCGGCGCAAACGCAACCGAUACAGCAAGCCCACCACACGUACAGCAAUCAGCAGCAGUUGCUGCAACAGCAGCAGCAGCAACAGCAACAGCAGCAGCAACAGGAACAACAGGCACAACAGCCAUCGAUGCACCAUUCGAACUACUCGAUGGAAAGCGAAGAUGGAGACGUGGAGGAUAACAACCGGGGACAUUCGCUGUCCAGCUCGAAGAGCAAUCUGAGCGAUCACUCGCUGAGCAUGCACAGCGUGAUGAUGUCCCACCAGCAGGACUUGCAUCCCCAUCGGCAGCAGAAAGCGAAGGUGCACCAGUUCCUCGUGCGGACGUUCUCCAGCCCGACCAAGUGCAACCACUGCACCUCGCUGAUGGUGGGCCUGACACGCCAGGGUGUCGUGUGCGAGCUGUGCGGCUUCGCCUGUCACAUGAUCUGCUGCCCGAAGGUGCCGACCCAGUGUCCGGUGCCGUCCGAUCAGACGAAGCGUCCGCUCGGUAUCGAUCCAACACGCGGCAUCGGUACGGCGUACGAGGGCUACGUGAAGGUGCCGAAGCUGGGCGGCGUCAAGCGCGGCUGGGUGCGCCAGUUCGUCGUGGUGUGCGAUUUCAAGCUAUUCCUGUACGACAUCUCCGCUGAUCGCAGUGCGCUGCCGAGCGUUCAUGUAACACAGGUGCUGGAUAUGCGUGAUCCCGAGUUUACGGUUUCCGGUGUGCGCGAGAGUGACGUCAUCCAUGCGACGAAGAAGGAUGUGCCGUGCAUAUUUAGAAUCACGACCUCCCUGCUCGACGGGGGUCCUUCCCUGCAAACGCUGAUGCUUGCCGACACCGAGUCGGAGAAGGCAAAGUGGGUCGUGGCGCUCAGCGAGCUGCACCGCAUACUGAAGCGCAACAAUCUGCCGAACACGGCCAUGUUCCGUGUGCGCGAGGUGCUCGACAGCACGGUGUCGGCGAUCCGCAAUGCGCUGAGCGCACUGAUUAUCGACCCCGAGCGCAUACUGCUCGGUACGGAGGAUGGGCUGUUCUGUCUCGAUCUCGAUCGCAGCCAGAUAGCGCGCAUCGGCGAAAGCAAGAAGGUGUACCAGCUGUGGUACAUCGCCGAGGAGCAGCUGCUGGUGAUACUGUGCGGCAAGCAGCGGCAUCUGCGCCUGUUACCAAUACGUGCCCUCGAGACGGUCGACGUGGAGUGGAUCAAGGUGGCGGAGUCGAAGAACUGCAUCACGGCCUGCACCGGCAUCAUCGAGCGCGGCCCGCAGCCGGUGUUCUGCAUUGUGCUGGCGUUGAAGCGCCAGAACACUUCCCAGAUUGUGGUGUACGUGGUGAACCGGGACCGUAGCCGGCAUCACAAGAUGUGCGAGUUCACGGUAGCGUACCCGGUGCAGAGCCUGCAGGUGCUGUCCGAUAUGCGGCUGGCCGUUGGUCACCAGAGUGGGUUCACCGCCUACUGUCUGCAGGGUGCGGCCAAAGCGAUGCCUUUAGUGCACCCGGAGAAUCAAUUGAACAAUUUCCUCAACUUUUCCGGCGUCGAUGCGUGGCGAGUAAUUGAGAUUCAGUCCGGUCACGGUGGCAAUGUGCAUGGCGAAUACUUGCUCGUGUUUCAAACGCUCGCGAUCUACGUUGAUCUGCAGGGACGCAAAUCGCGUGACCGUGAAAUCAUGUAUCCUGCUGUCCCCAAGCAUAUCACAUACUGUGACGGCCAUCUACUAGUCUACUCGGAAACCCAUCUGGACAUCUUCAACACGCAAACCGCCGAAUGGGUGCAGUCAAUUGGUUUAAAACGUUCCCGUCCGCUAAUGAACAAUGGCAGCCUUACGCUAACCUACAUCAACGACGGCGUAAACGUCGUGUAUCUGGCCAACAUGCACACGAGAGAAUUGCUCAAUCUGUCCCCAUGUGAUCGCGAUGGUCGGUUGAAAUCGAAACGCUUUUCAUUGCGCGAACCCAACCGAACUAUUCGCACGAGCACCGAUCGUCGCUCGAAGCUUAUCUCCGCGCCCACUAACUUCAACCAUAUCUCGCACAUGGGCCCUGGCGAUGGCAUCCAGAAACAACGGCUGCUCGAUCUACCAACCACGAUCGAAACGGCCGACCAGAGUACGCAACAGCAACGGAUUUCAACGAUGCGGCAUGCUCCGCCACCACCCCGUGCGCCUCCGCGUCCCUCGAUGAUCCACCAACUGAACGGAUCGAACAACUCUCUACCAGGUGCAAAGCGUACGGCACCAGCCAGACCGCGCGAUCAGCCACCGUCGUUACCACGCUCACCUAGUCCGUUGGGAAGCAUGUCCUCUCUGCACGAUGUUCUAAAGGUUUCGGUCGCCGAUAUGCAGUCGGAAUCCAGGCAAAGUGUGGCGAGCAACAAUUCCAGCUCCGUAUCGACGCCACCCUCCCCGACGAAUGAUCGGUUAAGUUCAAGCUACGAUUCAUAAUGUUUCCUGAAAUACUUCACCAAAUUGCUAACCAUCCGCUCGGCGCUGGAACACAGCGGACGGACGUUCUGCCUGAAGGGGGGACCGUCAGCGUCGUCUCGUCGGUCCGGUCACGUCACAGGCCCGAACGAUGACGACGACAACCCAGCGGACGCUUAGCAGCUAAGAGUGUUUUUCCCAUUCUUUUUGUUUUGUUUUGUGUUGUUAAUGUUUCAUUGUAAGAAAUGCGCCAUAUAUCGUUACAUUAUUUUGCUCCCCGCCCGCGAAAGCACCACUGACUCCCGUAGCCCGGUGUUUGCAGUCACGCCGUUUCUUUUCCACGUCAAGUGCUUCGCUAUACUUAUGCGCGUGAUUGUGUGGUUUCCUCCCCGUUAGAAAGACGGUGCUGAGUAAUGAUCGAUGAUCUCUUUCUCUCUUCCCCUAUCUUAUCUCGCUACGCGUGGAAGACGUGCCUGCAUGACUGUGUGGCAUGACUGUAGCGUACUAUAAAUUCGUUUUUAAGGUAGUACAUGUUUCAUCCAUCUUCUCGCACCGCGCUGGGGACUACGUAGCACCCGUCUUGUGACAAGUGAACACAUUCAGGCAACUGUAUCAAUUAUGGCAAGCAAACGAACGAAACGGUCGAUCGUACGAUCAAGGUUGUAGUGGGGGGGUAAAGCAACAAACUUACAAAACCAAUCAGUUGGUGUGAUUUAUAUCUAAAAGUAGAAGAGAGGAUAUGUGCGGCUUUAGUGGGGUGUCGUUCGACCGUGUCCCGUUGCGUCUUUCGGGUGCGUGUUCGUGUGUGUGCGUGUGCGUGUGCAAUAGAAAGUAUGCAAGCGAGUCGAUGCUGUUACAUGCAAAUGGGAAUGGAUCUGUCGCUGGAAUCAUCAUCAUCGCCCGUUACCAUUAUAAUGUCAUUUAAGAAAGCUAAUGUAGCGAAGGAAGGAGACACGUUUACCACGUAGUUGUACUAUUGCCAUUAAAUCUACUCUCUAUAACGAAAAACAAAAACAAAAACAAACAAAAACUAUCACAUAUAUUCCUGCCCGAGUCAUCGGUAUUUGCUAUUCAUUCCUAUAGCCUACACACAACAUUAACAUUAUGUAAAAAGUAUCGCAACCGGUAAUAAUGCUAGGCACACGCGCAAGGGUUUCCCGGCACUGAUCUUACCGACUUUGCCAGAGAGUGAGAGAGAGUGUGUGUGUGAAAACAGCAAGGCAAAGGCACUCUCUCAUACUGUAACUGUAAUAGUUCUUGUUCCAUCGCGUUACUCUCCUCUAUCCUAUCGACUCGGUUCACUAGUGUUUUUUGCUAAAACUUAAAAUCAUCGAAAUAUCCUAAACAACGACCACAUCUCUCGUGGAGGCGGAGGAAGGAGCAGCUGCAUCGAUUGUUCCAUAGUCUAUGCUACUUACAGUCACGAUACUGAAACUCGUUAAACGCCGCUUCUAACGGCGCACACUACCAUAAGAAAUGUACGAAUGGGCGUAGUAAGUGAUCGAUCCCGUUCUGGUGGAUCGUACCGCGUGUGUGUGUGUACCGCACAUGUGCGCACGCAUCGUUCGCGGAAGGGAGUGCGGGAGUGUAGUGGUGAAACACGUGGUGUAAGAGCUGUAGAUAAUAUACACACACUCAGAUGGUGCUUCCAAAAAGAAAGAAAAAAACGUAGCAGUUGCAAAAUUAGCCUGUAAGGAUAACCACAUUUGCUCGACGAUUCGCACCCAUGCAUACACACACACACGCACUACCACAAGCGAACAGGCGAAGGAAGGCGAGGCACAGGCCCGCAAACGUGUCAAUAUACAAACGUGAAUUUAGAAGUGAAUCCGUGAGCAAAUUACAACUUGAAAUCAAAUUAUACAUACCUUCAGAACGUUUACAUACACAAAUCUAGCAGCAUUACAAGGGAAAAGCGAAAAGCGCCCAUAACGAUAAUUGGGGUGAAUGACGCCGCAAUACUCCUCGCGUUUACGCAAGCGCGGCUGAACAAAGACAGAGUACUAACCGAGACGGCCGGGAGAAAGGGAGAGCGAAAAAAGAAAAACCACGAGGACAAUAUUUAGUAUUUUCAGUGCAGAUUAAUACUGCAUUUGUUGCGUAAUGUGUAACAAUAAAGGGAAAAAGGCCUGGAAUGAGGCAACGGGGAGGCGGAUGGUGGGUACUAGAAUGGCGCAACGCGAGGCUUGGCUUGCCGAAUGGGCUACUACACCCUGGUAGAGCGUGUAUUUUGAAUGGCGAUCGUGUAGUUAUGUACGUUUAAAAUAUCGAUCAUCAACCAUAACGAGUUCACACACACACACACGCGCAUGCAUGCAUACAUUAGCUAACGUUUACAUUGUACGGUUUACCCACUUACUGCUGCAGCCUGCGGGGAAUGCAACACCUCUCUAACUACUAUAUAGUAGGCUGGAUGGAGGCUGGUAGUGCAGAAAUUACUGUGCUGUCUCUUUUGCGGAACGGUUUUUAAUGUGUAACUUAACUAGUAGCCUUUGGUUUUAACUUCCUUUCCUUGGUUGAGUUUUAGCACGUGCGUGCGCGUUUCGGGUAGAUGAUCGAAACGCGACACAUUACAAUUUCGAAUUCGCGCCAUUCUAUCGUUCUUUUUUUACGAACACUCCCUCCUAUGUUUUCUUUUGUUUUAGUGCAAAUUCUUUCGUUUAAUUUAUUUCAUUGUGUAUCGAAAAGCUUCUAAAAUAAUCUUUAUUUAUGUGUAGUAGUCAAAAUAUGUGCCGCGCAUGACGAGAGGAAGAGAGAGAGAGAGAAAGGGAUUAUACUAAUUGUGUAUCAAAAGGGGCACGAUUUAACUGCAACUGUAAGUACACAAAUCUGCAUUUCGGACACACUGAUGGGUUUCUUUUCAACUUCAGUGAGUAAAAGAGGGCUCAGUGAUUAGAAUGCAAGGAGAGCAGACAGGAAGGAGUGAAUUAACGGUCUGAGUGGUAAACACGGCAGAUAGGAUGGACGGUAGGGAGGUCCUCCUCGUCCUGCGUAUAUACUAAUGCACAGUUUGUGCGAUGUAACAGCAAAGCAAAAUGUUUCACAAUCGAAAACGAAAAGCCCCACACACUCCCAAAGGAUGUAAAUGCGCAAAUUGAGGCGGCAAUAAACAACAAAAACAACCAGGCAACGAAUGGACGACUAAUAAUAAGGACGACAGAGCCUGCUAGAUGUUUUGCUUGUAUAGAAGAGCAUUGCAAAGAUGAUGUUGUGGAUACAGUUACAACAAAGUAAAAUACAACUCAAAACAACCAAACAGA
Anopheles arabiensis is the source of this 10037-nucleotide messenger RNA. It is a transcript of the gene gek, whose product is annotated as serine/threonine-protein kinase Genghis Khan. Lineage: Eukaryota; Metazoa; Arthropoda; Insecta; Diptera; Culicidae. The record is from RefSeq and is a predicted model, not a curated record. Gene Ontology annotation, molecular function: protein serine/threonine kinase activity; ATP binding. The coding region runs from base 1072 to 6798 and encodes 1908 amino acids. Gene Ontology annotation, biological process: actomyosin structure organization; peptidyl-threonine phosphorylation. Gene Ontology annotation, cellular component: cytoplasm; cytoskeleton. The transcript is spliced from 22 exons.